ACAUGCUUUAAUAGAGAAAGUAUGCAAUGCAUACUGCUCUGCUACAACCCCCCACUAUACUGCAUCUGGGGUAUUCGUGACUGGACGUCUGUGGGGAUCACACACAUUUCCGAUUAGGAGGAGGGAGAGAGAGCGAGCGAGAGAGGGCGAGAGAAAGAGGGAGGGAGAGGGAGAUUACCCUUUUUCAUUCCAGCCAAUGAGACGGUCGAUACGCUAAGAUUUUCAUAGUUGUGCAGGAGCACAAAGUGAGCUGGCUUGUGCGUGAACUUCCAGGUAAAACUGCAAACCGUCUUAAGCCCUUGAGGCCGCUGUACCAGGCUUUGAUGCCCACACGCUUUGAAGCAGGUGGACAGACGCAGGCAUGAGCAACAGUGGGACCAAAGAGCCGUCUCCUCAGCCGAGCACUGCCCAGUCGCCCUCUGAGCCUCAGCGCAGGGGCAGGGGUCGACCACGCAAACAGCAGCAGGAGCCUGUUGGACCACCAACUCCAAAGCGGCCAAGAGGACGACCAAAAGGCAGCAAGAACAAAGGCCCAAGAACUGCACUGAAGAAAGUAGAGUCGGUUGGAGAGAGACGACCGCGUGGGCGACCGAGGAAAUGGCCACAGAAAGUAGUCCCAGAAGCAACUGAAGAGCAGCAGGGCCCUUCAGAGGAGGCUGAGGAGGGUCCCUCACACCUCGACCCCUCGUCAUCUCAGGUGCCAGCACAGGAGGAAGGGGAGUAGAUAGGACGCCUCUCUACCUACCUCAAGGUUUGACCCCCAGCAGACAGGGGUUCAAGCCGACUCCUGUCUGUGAUGGGUAUUCAGGAACACACACACUCACACUCAGAAAUCAUUGCGGACAGUAGUUUCCUCUCCCGAUCCGAUACUGUACCCUGGAUUUGUUGUUGACUUUAAGACGCUGGUUUGUUUCGUGAACAAACUCUGUUUUAACAUUGGGAUAUUUGAUCUUUUCAUAAGGCUUUUUUUAAAAACAAGGAAUAGUUCCACUUUUUGGGAAAUACAUCUAUUUUGCUGAAUGUUAUAUCGGAGGAUUGGCACCAUUGUCAUGCAGAGUGAACAUCUCUAAGACUCACUGGUUAACAUCUGCAAAAAAAAAGCCAAAAUACAAAGGCCAUUUUUACUCUUAAAGGGACUUUGUGUGUUUGAGUUUGAGACACUGACUUUUCCACCUGUCUCCAGUCUUUACACUAAGCCACAACAACUCAUUUUUUGUUGUAUCAGUCUUCUGAACCAGAAAGUGAAGAAGUGUAUUUUCCAUCAAGUCAAACUAUUCCCUCAGGUGUGCUGGCUGUCCUGAACCCCUCAGUGUGUGUGAGCGUGAGAGUGUGUAAGUGUGUGUGCUGGUUGUGUGGAGAGGGGGACAGGGUUGCAGAAUGAAAUGAGAGGGUUUAAGAAAAACAAAGGAACCAAACUGAACCGUUUUAUUGAGACAUGUUCACAUCAAGUGUCACAAAUCCUCGUAAGAAACGGGAGCAAGACGGUGACAUUUUUAUCAAUGUUACAAUAUCAACAUGCUGCGCUGAAGUCAUUAUUCGAAAAGUUGCUGUGAAAGGUUUCAUUCAGGAAUGAAAUAUCUGCUUUUAUCUUGUGUCCUUUGCUCCGAAAAAAAAAAUCACUUUUGCUGAAAUAUCAACGUAAGCAAAAGUAAAGUGAUGUUCUUUUUGUUUGCUUCCAACCAGCAGGUGAUUUUAGAAAAAAAAGGGCCCAAAGGCUUAAUUGGAUGUUUUAUUUUUGGAAAGAAACCUUUCAUGCAAACUUUGAUCAGCAACCGUGUUGACAUGUCAUUUUGCCACACUCAGGAUUUCACUAUUACAGUGCUUGUACACCAUAUUGAAACCUCAGGUACAAAAAACUAUUCAGGAACAUGUUGUCUACUCAGUAAUAAUUAUGGUGCUGUGUUUGUUGUGCAUUUCUCACCUGUAUUUGACAUUACCAGUAUGCCUUGACACAAAGACCUCAUUUAAACCUCAGUUACCCUCAGUUUCUUAAUCUCUCAUUCUACCUCAGUAACACAAAAGACUGAAGAUCUCCAACAAAGUAACGCCUCACUCCCUCAGCAGUGAUUAUACACACUCGCUGCACACACACGCGCAGGUUCAUCUGCAGAUACACAGUACGGACAUGCGUUUCAGGGUUUUUCAGGGCUACACGCCAACACACAAACACACGGAGGCAGAUGUUACACUCCAGUAGAAGUGUACAAAUAAAAGCAUCGGUGUGAUUUCUUUUUAACAAACAAGAAAAAAAGCGUAUUUGAUAAAAACUGAAGUGAGACUUUGUUCUCCCGGGAAAUUAAAAAAAAAACAAACAAACUGCAGCCCAUAGUUUACAACAACUUGAUGAAAUACUUGCUUUUUAGGGUGUAGUUCCUUAUGAAAUACUUGUGUUUUGGGUUUGUUAUUCUUUUCUCAUUUUUACUACAUUGUGUAUUUUCUGAUUCUUACACUGUAAAUUGUACGUGUGACACUCUUAAUUCGUGGCAGCAAAUAACCCCAAAGUGCUGAAAUACAUGAGAGUUACGGCUGACGUUAGCCAGCGCUCCUGUCAGACCAGCAACACAACACCUGAUUGUACUGAGUUGAGAGAUUGUUUUAUUGCUCAUCAGUUCAGCUUUUAUGUCAGAGAGAACGAAUGUGUUAUUUCUUCCCCUAAAUUUUACGCAGUCUUGCUUUGAAAGAAGCAUUUCACUUACCUCUGAGUGCAAGUAGCUGUGUAGAACCCAAUACAAUGAAGUGAAUGGGAUUUCAUCUGCAGUGCAAAUCAAAUUGAACAGUUCCUGUUGGAGCUGCUUUACUAAAGAAAUGUUUCCAAGUGAAAGAUUGACAAUAAGAUUUGUCGAUUGUCCACAUUAAGAAUAUUUUGUGCAAAAUUUUGUGUGCUCUCUAUGGUAUUUUUGCCAUACAUUUCUAUUUUUAUUCCUCCAUCGUCACGGAUCAUGCAUACAAUUAGGCUAGUAGUGAUAUAUGCACGAGGAUGAUUCAUUAUGAAUUAAUUUUAAUAAAGAUAAGAGCAUUUGAAUGUCCUUGCCAUCAAAGCAUGGUGGCUCAAUAUCAUAAACGUGACACUUUAAUUCAAAGAUCAGAAAAAAACUAACUUUUGUGAUACCAACUGCCUUAAAAAAAUCACCUGAAGAACAAUGUAACUCCCCUGUGGUGCUGAAAAUAUGCAGCAGUGGCUGCUUUUAAUUUGUUUCCUUAUUCUUAUAUAUUCUUAUUAAUAUAAAUGAUAAUGCAGAAAACUAGAUCAAGCAUUUAAAUAAGUGAAAUUCCCUGAAAGCUGUGUAGUUCUCACGCUGCUGGUGAGACACACUGCUGUGUAUAUGUUUAAUGUUGAGAUACUAUAGUCAGAAUGAAACUUUAUUAAUCUCUAUUGUAUUUGGGUGCAGAUGGAAAUCUUAAAAGAUUUAACAUAAAGUCAAAACUGUCUGCAUGCCACUAAUAGAGGUAAUUAUUUCUGGAAAUAUUGGAGAUCAGGAAGAGGAUAUUAACCUUUUACAGCUGUGCAAAACAAAAACAAAAAUGAAGUUAGAAUGAAGGGAAUGUACUAUUAUCCACCAAAUUACACCUGGAACCAGACUACUAUGCGGUGAAAUAAAAUUUAUGGAAAUAAUAAUUGAACAUUGAAGGAAUUAAUUAAAAGUCAAUCAUAGAUAGUCGAUCUGCUAUCUAUAAUGAAUCCGCAUGACAAUGUGCCACGGAACACAACUUGCUAGAGAAGUUUCUCAGCCUCCAGUCCAGCUUUACAAAAAAUGUUUUUGAGACCUUGUUGUUCAGGAUUUCUGCACUUAAGCCGAAAACCUCAAGUCAUUUUUAAGAUUUUGUCAUUAUGCAGCAUCAACUAUGUAUCACUUACAAGGUGCUCCUUACUGUACAUUACUUGAAUAUCUACCAUCAUUUACUGUAUAUAUAAGUGUUUCUUCCACCUAAAACGUACUUAUAUUUUUACUGAUAAUAACGUGUGAUGUAUUUCAAAUAUUAUUUCAUGUAUUUCAGCAUUGUUGACUAACUUGCUGCCAGAUCACAGAUUAAUGAAAUGUUCAGCUGCAUUGACUUUACUUUUUGCCCUCUGGACUACCUCUGAACACAGACAAGCCUGGCUCAAGUCUGGGAAGCUCUCAGCUAACUGUGGCUAAUAGUUUCUAUCAGACCUUCAGGCGAUGUGGGUCAUAAAAUCUUGAAAUAACUGUCUAACUAGUACUGUUGUAGUCCACGCAUCUCAUCUCACUACAUUCAUAUGACCAGAAGUGAAUGGAAGUCAGCCUGAAGGGUGCCUCUUCAUCGAACGACAGCAGAGUCAAUGUGUGCUAUUUAAGGGUCAUUCAAUAUAAAAUCAACCAAAUCUGAAAGAAGUUCCCACCCGACCGCCUCAGAAUCAGCUGAUUUUUUCUCUUUUUUUGUACAAUAACUUCACUAUAUUAAAUUAAGCCAUAUAAAAUGUAACUUCCAUGCUAGGAUGUUUCCUGCAUUUUUGAGCCCGUAUAACUUCAGAAGUACAAGAGAUAAACGCAUGGAGGUUUCAGGGAUGAAGAACACAUCAGAGCUGUUAAAAACUGCAGCCAAGUAGAUUUUGCAUCGACUCCAGGUGUCACAAUCCAAAGCUAAAAUGUUGUUCUUCUUCCGCACAAUUUUUUUCUCUAACUCUGAGCAUUAAUAUCAUGUCAGUGAUAUAGAAUGACAGAAACAAACAUUGCCACCCUGGAUGUGCUUUCUUUUUUCUGAUAAUUCACUGGAAAAACUUUUAAAAAGUGCAUUAAGUGCAGCAAACCUUCAAGGGUUACAUCACCAUGUGUGAUACGUGGUUGGUUAAAACAUGUUACAGCAUAUGAAAGGUCUCAUUUCUACCUACAUUUUGAUACUAUCUUCUAGUCUUGAUUCCUUCUGUGUCCAAUUUUCUAGUACAGGCACAUUUUGACUGUCCGAAAAGAAAACAAAGAACAGUGUUGGAUACCAGGAUUACCCAUUACUGUUCAUAGUUGACAGUGCAACUAAAAGAACAAGAACUCAACACCGUCCGAGUAGAAUUUGAAAGACUCUCAAACAAGCACAGCAUACUCUAAAGUUGUUUGACAAAUGGGAUUUGUCCAAACUGUUGUAUGAAAUACGUGAAUACCAAGGUUGUUCCUGCACUUCACAGCCAUAAGUUACAUUUGUGGCUGUGAAAAUAUGACAACAUUCAAAUUUGGUAGCAAAAUAGUUUUCUAUUACUAUAUGAAUUGAAGCUAUGACGAACCCCAUGAAAUUGAAAGCUGCUGAAAGUUGGCAGUGGAGCAAAUUGUGCAGAAUGAAAGCAAGAUUUAGACUUUUGAGUAUGACAUCUGAAAUGGAUGCAAAAUUGAUUUGGUUACAGUUUUGAACAAAGCUCAACUGUGCCUUUGAUCUCUAAAAAUAUCGUGUACUUAUGAAGUUAUGAAGUUAGUUGAAGGGUUCAAAAUGCUAGAAACAAACAUAGAAAUCAAAAAAGGCAAAAUUUCAAACCAUCUGUGUACAUUUAGGGCCCGUCACUUAAGAAAUAUUCAUAGUAUGAAGGUAAAAUUUUGAAUGGCUUUUGUACAUAUACUGAAGUCAAUGUUUAAAAAAAAAUCAUCUGGCUCUGAGAGAUCAGGUGGGAGGCACUGAUUAAUAUUUCAUGGAAUGGCUCUUGUGUCUGGAUAUUUACUCUACAUGGGGACGAUGCCGUUCUGUGAUCUUACUGAUAAUGACAUAGUUACGUACAGUACUUGAUCCACGUUCAACUAUUGGAAAGUUGAAGUAUAACUUGAGAAAUCAUCUUGUAUGCCUUACUUUUAACACCAUUUUGUAGUGAUGUUAUUGAUGUGUCCUCCACUUCAUUAAUACAACUCACAAACCUGUGAUAUAUAUUUUGUUACGAUUCUUUACCUUGUGAUUUGUGUUACUCUGCUUCUUUAUCGCUUCUCAAUAAAAUAUCACGCCUAAUAA
Molecule: messenger RNA, 5940 nt
Organism: Amphiprion ocellaris (clown anemonefish)
Lineage: Eukaryota; Metazoa; Chordata; Actinopteri; Pomacentridae
Product: high mobility group AT-hook 2b
Exons: 6
Coding region: 362-724 (120 amino acids)
Biological process (GO): regulation of DNA-templated transcription
Cellular component (GO): chromatin; nucleus
Molecular function (GO): transcription coregulator activity; DNA binding
Source: RefSeq, a predicted model, not a curated record